Messenger RNA from Rotaria sordida, 252 nucleotides. The record is from the annotation of a GenBank genome assembly. NCBI's taxonomy places the organism in Eukaryota, Metazoa, Rotifera, Eurotatoria, Philodinida, Philodinidae.
UAUAGAAAAUUAUAACCUAUUAAAUUUUACAUUUAUUUCAUAGCUGAUUAUCAAGGUCCAGCACCACCAUCUGGUACAGGUCCACAUCAAUAUAUAUUUUUAUUAUAUAAAUCGGCUAUACCUGCUCCUCAACAUGAUGCAUCAAUUGCUGUUAGUGAUUCAGGAAAGCGAAAACAAUUUCAUUUGAGAAAAUUUGAACAUGACUUUCAGUUACAAUUAAUUGCUGCAACAUCGUAUACUGUUAUUGGCUAA